Leishmania mexicana MHOM/GT/2001/U1103 is the source of this 573-nucleotide messenger RNA. Its product is annotated as U6 snRNA-associated Sm-like protein LSm4p. Gene Ontology annotation, molecular function: U6 snRNA binding. The record is from RefSeq and is a predicted model, not a curated record. Lineage: Eukaryota; Euglenozoa; Kinetoplastea; Trypanosomatida; Trypanosomatidae. The transcript has a single exon. Gene Ontology annotation, biological process: nuclear-transcribed mRNA catabolic process; P-body assembly; mRNA splicing, via spliceosome. Bases 1 to 573 code for a protein of 190 amino acids. Gene Ontology annotation, cellular component: spliceosomal tri-snRNP complex; P-body; U6 snRNP.
AUGCACCAAUUGAAACGCCUGUCUUGCUCUCACUUUUCUUUUUUGACCCCUCUGGUCUUCUCCGCGGAUCUCUUGUGCUCCUGUUGUGACGCGCACCCACGACCAAUUCCCGCUUCCCUGCACACACGCAUGCAAGCACACUUCCAGGCGGCAAGAGGUGCUCUCCACAUAAUAUUUUGUUGUUAUCGAGCAGACCCUCUUUCCCUCAAACAGACGCUCAGAAUGAGUUUCGCACGCCGGCCAAUCACUCCCAUUGAGAUCUUGCGUAACUGCCGCGGCAAGGAGGUCUCCAUCGAACUUGCGGACGGCGAGACUGUGAACGGCACCGUCAUGCGCACGGAUCGUGCCAUGAACGUGGUGAUCAAGCAGUGCACUCGCACGGGCGCUGACGGCGAGUCGUUUUGGAAGGCGCGUGAGUGUUUUGUCCGUGGCGCCAGCGUGAAAAAUGUGCGUAUGACGGACAGUGCACUUGUCGCUGCUCCGGUGCCAUCGAAACGCAAGGCGGCAGGCGGCAAAGGCGCCCAUGCCCACAAGGAGAAAUCCGUAGCAGGUGGAAAGCGGCCGCAGAAGUAG